Vidua chalybeata is the source of this 2401-nucleotide messenger RNA. RefSeq lists its product as uncharacterized. The transcript has 10 exons. Lineage: Eukaryota; Metazoa; Chordata; Aves; Passeriformes; Viduidae. The record is from RefSeq and is a predicted model, not a curated record. Bases 1 to 756 code for a protein of 251 amino acids. Gene Ontology annotation, biological process: maturation of 5.8S rRNA from tricistronic rRNA transcript (SSU-rRNA, 5.8S rRNA, LSU-rRNA); maturation of LSU-rRNA from tricistronic rRNA transcript (SSU-rRNA, 5.8S rRNA, LSU-rRNA). Gene Ontology annotation, cellular component: nucleolus.
AUGCCGGGUGCCGUCCCCCCGAGGGGGCUUCGGACAGGGUCUGGGGGAUCACCUGGAUACGCACUUGGAUACCUGGAGCAUUGCUCAGAGGAGGUGCCGAGGGACAAACCUUUGUGCCAGGUAGCGGCAGCCAAACAGGGGCUGAAACUGAAGGGGAGAACACAUUUAUUUGCCCUUGUUGAAGUGAGGCGAGCACCUGAGUGUGGCGGAAAUGCAGGAGAACGCGAAAGCAUCGGGGCAGAGCAGCCGCUGGAGGUGCCCGAGCCGUCUCCCCCUUGCCCGCAGGGCCGGAGUUGCCCACCGCCGGCAGCUGACAGGUCCGUGCUGGAGAGUGGGAGAAGGGUCCCUGCUGGCUGCCGUGUCCUGGGUGGGCACAGAGCUCUGACCUCGGCCAGAUGGGCUGUUCGGUUUCUUUCUCACAGGUUUCCGGGUGUUUUGAUCCUGACGUCGCCAAAGCCUCAGGCUUCUCUCCCUGGGCCCUUGCCGUUGCCGUAUCUCUUGGAUGCCGUGCAGAACGGAAUCAGGCAGCCAAGCCUCAGGUUCACCUUCUCCCUCACCCUCUGCGCUGCUCGUGUGGCACAGCAGAUCCUGAAGCCAGAGGAGCACGUGUACAUAAGGGUAAAGAGAUUCCUUCUGUCACACCGGUAUUUGGACCUGAGGAAGGUACCAGGUUUUCUCCAGCUUUUCUACAGUUUUGAUUUUGAGUACAAAACAGCACGAGUGGAUCCUCAGAUUUCUUGGGGAAGGGCUGCGUGACAAACAUUGCUGUGAGCUCUAUGUCUACCAGAGGAUUUUCCGGGUCAUUCUUUCCUUUCUCAGCAGUCCUUUGUGUGACCAGGGCUCCCAGAGUCCUAUUCUGGAGAUACGACAGAGUGCUGCCCGUGUCACCUCUAGAGCUGCCCAUGAGCCGAUAGAGGAUCACAGCCUCCUCUCGUGGGUCCUGCACGGCUUAGAGAAAAGGUAACCAGCCAAGUACGGGAGACAUGGGGACAAUUUCCUGUCCACGGCUGAAGAAUGACGUGGCUGAGGAUGAAAGCAAGGGGGACAGACCUGGAGACGGGGGCACCGAGGGCUGCACUGGCAGAACUUGCUGAACGCUGAGGUGUCCCUUGUGUUUUUGAGAAGAGAAUCAAGAGGCUUUCAGGUGGUGGUGGGAGGGACGAUGGUGGGGGGGCUGUGUGAUUUGGGAAUCACUUCCUUGACAAAGCAAAAGGACACCUUGUGCUGGUGUCUUUAGCUUUGAAAUUUCAAGCAGCCUCAGUUCCCAUCCUGUCACAGGACCUGCUGCACAGGAAGUGGCACAGUAAUGGAUUUGAGCUGUCUAGAACGUUACUUCUCCUCCCCUUGCCUCUCCCUGACAAAAAAAAUCUCUUCUGCAAGCACAGAGUGCCCUGACAGGUUCAGGCAAGUGCACCAAAAGUGCCCUAGAAUAUGGUCCCCCGUAGGAGAUGGACCAGCUGCUGGUGAGGAUCUGCCUUUCAAAUGUGGUUUUCUUUUCUUUUUUUUCUUUUUGUUCUGUUUCAUUUUGUUUUUCAGGUUUCUGGAGAACCAGGUGAUAAAUAAAAUGAUUUCCUUACUCCAUCCUUUGUGGCUAAUAAAUUUAGGAGACAAGAGAGAAAACAGGAAUCGAUCCCAGAUGCUGCUGUUGAGAUGGGUAUAUGAUCUACCUGUAUAUAGAUAUAUGCGUAUCUCUGUAUAUCUGUGUAGUGAUAAUAAUGGGAGUUUUUAUGAUACGUUGCUUUACUGUCUUCUAUUUUUAAUAAAGUGUGAUUUUAAGUUAUUAGGUAUAACAUUUUAUUCUGCUUAUUGGCUAAAGUAACAUUUUCUUGUAUUUUAUUGGUAUCAAGUCAUGUUAAUCAUUAAUUGGUAAGAGUUUAUAAUGAAUUAUUAAGGUGUGAAUAUUGUUCAUUAAGGUACGUCUUUUUUUUACUGUAGGUAUUUUCAUGUGUUCGUAUGGGUUUUUAUGUUAAUGAUUUUGGGUUUUUGUGUUAUGAAUAUAUUAGUAUUUUAUUAGGGUUUUUUUGGUUAGUUUACUUGUUUGGUGUGUAGAUCACUCCUGUUAAGUAUGUUUAUCUAUAUAUGUUUUAAAAUGUAAGUUAUAAAUCUACUUGUUAAGGAUUUUUGUAGAGUUCUAUGUAAAAAUUUAAAUCGGUAGGGGAGAUAAAAAGCAGUAAUUAUUAAUAAGAUGAGUAUUUUAGUUUUUAAUAAUGAUUUAAGUUAUUCAGCGAUGUUUUAAUUUUUGAAAAUAUUAUUUAGUUAUUUUUUAUGUGUGAUUGAUUAAUUUUUAAAAAAAAAUUAGUAAUGUUUUUGUAAAUUGAUUUCUUGUGAUUUCAUCAAUUUAUAUAUUUUUAAAAAUGUUUUCUAUUUAUGAUUGUGUGUGAAUAAUAAAAAAUGAACAGUU